This is a messenger RNA of Dentiscutata erythropus, 999 nucleotides long. Lineage: Eukaryota; Fungi; Glomeromycota; Glomeromycetes; Diversisporales; Gigasporaceae. The record is from the annotation of a GenBank genome assembly.
AUGAGCUUUCUCCCCUUAUUCAAGCCAAAGUCAAAGACCCCACACGAGCUGGUGAAAUCUGUAAAAGAUGCCAUUAAUAAAUUGGACGGUGUGGAUAAAAAGAAGGCAAGCGAAGACAUAUCGAAAAAUUUAUUAGCAAUGAAAAAUAUUCUUUAUGGCGAUGGAGACAGCGAACCAGUUCAGGAAACUGUCGCGCAAUUAGCGCAAGAAGUAUAUAACAACGAUAUUUUGCAACUACUCGUGCUUAACAUAUGGCGAUUUGAAUUCGAAGCAAAGAAAGAUGUUACGCAAAUAUUCAAUAACCUUUUAAGAAGGCAAAUUGGUUCAUUGACACCUACCGUCGACUAUUUAAAAAAUAAAGAAGAUAUCUUAUUUACUUUACUCAAGGGAUAUGAAAAUUCUGAAAUAGCACUCAAUUGUGGAUUGAUUCUUAGAGAAUGCCUCCGACACGAGUCGUUGACUAAAAUUAUUUUAUAUUCUCCUCAAUUUUAUAACUUUUUCGAGUAUGUAGAAUUGAGUACUUUUGACAUUGCAAGUGACGCAUUCGCCACAUUCAAGGAAAUAUUAACACGUCAUAAAACGUUAGUGGCUGAAUUUUUGGAUACAAAUUACGAUACGUUUUUCGAAUCAUAUACCAAAUUAUUGAAUUCGAGCAACUAUGUAACUAAGAGGCAAUCUUUGAAGUUACUCGGCGAAAUUUUAUUGGAUCGUUGCAAUUUCAAUGUAAUGACUCGAUAUAUCGCGAACGCGGAGAAUUUGAAAUUAAUGAUGACUUUACUGAAAGAUAAAAGUCGUAAUAUUCAAUUUGAAGCCUUUCAUGUAUUUAAGCAAAUCCAAACAAGAACAAAUCAAUCUCUGACAUUUUAUGGAAAAAAUAAGGAGAGACUAAUCCAAUUCCUGGGAAAUUUCCAUAACGAACGUCAUGAUGAUGAACAAUUUAACGAUGAGAAGGCAUUUCUACUUAGGCAAAUUCAAGAUUUGAAAGGUUCAAAUGAUUGA